UUGCUCGAUUAUGAUACCUGUCUUCUGGAACGAGCAUAUUCUGGUGCAAGAUAUCCUUAAGAUUCAUUACAAUGUUGGUGAGAAACGCUUUAAAUGGGUACCUAUAGAAUUUACCUGAAAAAUAAUUCAAGAGUAAAAGCCAGAAAACAUGGAUUACAGGAAACGACUGAGAAUCCUACAGCGGGCGUCGGAAAGUGUCGGAGGGAGGUGGUCCAUGCUGGAGGGAGCCGAGGAGCCGGACGUGAUUAACAUCAGAGACAUCACCCAGCAAAAGGACGACUCGGACGCCGUGGAUUACGUCUCCCACGUGCUCGUGGGUGAGCUGCUGGAGCACUUCCUGUUCAGACUCCUCAUGGUCACUGUCAUUGUCAGCAACUGCAUCAUCAUAGCCUUCCAAACCAAUGACGUCACCGCCAAGAGGUACGACACCGCGUUCAGCAUCUGCGAGUGUAUUGUCCUCACCGUCUUCAUCUGGGAGAUCCUGGUCAAGUGGUAUUAUGGCUUCAGUGUUUUCUGGAAGAAUGGCUGGAAUGUCCUGGACUGCUUGGUCACGUUGGCUCUUAUACUCGGACCCCUGAUGUUUCCACAGGGCGGGGCUAGUUUGCUGAAGGUCACCAGGGUGUUACGAGUCAGCCGGUGUGUCCGGGUCUUCGCCUCCGUGGAGGGCGUGGCCGUGAUGAUCUCCGUCAUUACGCAGUCCCUCCCAGACAUGGCCAACAUCUCCAUCCUCCUUGCCGUCAUCAUGAUGGGGUUUGCAGUGUUUGGUGUGACCCUGUUCAGCGCUGCCGUCCCUUCAGCUUUUGGUGACCUGGCCUCAGCUCUCUAUACCCUCUUCAUUUGCAUCACCCAGGACGGAUGGCACAGCAUCUACUUGGAGUUUCAGGAUACUGAUGAAGGGCUGUGGUAUGGAGCGUCUCUGUACUUCUUCAUCUUCCUCACUGGUGGAGCUUUCAUCUUCGCCAACCUCCUCGUUGCCGUGGUUACCACCAACCUGGAAAUGGUUGUGAUCGACUCUGACAACAAGAACUCCAACGACUGUUCGCUGGCAGCGCUGAUGCAAGAGGACACAGAAGGCUUAAAGGACGAAGGGAUUAUCCAUGUUGAGGAAGUGGUGACCAAAACCGAUAUGACCCGGCGUCAGAAGCCCUGGAGGGGCACCUGCCUGGAGAACCUGACCAUGGACACCUUUGAGGAGUUGGUCCUGGUUAUGUCCGCUAUACAGAAGAACAUGGCUGCCUACAGAGAGAUACAGCAAGAGCUGGGGAGAAUAGUAGAGGAGGUGCAUGGCCUGUCGUUCAACGCCGAGCAGGAGCAGGAGGUGAUACUGAGAGACCAAAUGGCCUGGACCCUCCAGGACAACCUGCUGAUGAAUGACAUCGCCACCGGCCGAACUGGAGACAUGCUGUCCACCCUCAUCACCCUGGAGAAGGCCCACGUCAUAGAUACGAACACGGCGACCCCCCAGCUGUUCCGGAAAGGCAUGCGCCACACCGCAAGGAGGCUGUCCAUGGACAGCCAGCCGCACCUGGCGUCUACGUCCACACACCAGGACACCGGGCACAGUGACACCGCCGGCUCAAACCACAGCGCCAGCUGA
Molecule: messenger RNA, 1597 nt
Organism: Esox lucius (northern pike)
Lineage: Eukaryota; Metazoa; Chordata; Actinopteri; Esociformes; Esocidae
Product: cation channel sperm-associated protein 4
Exons: 11
Coding region: 149-1597 (482 amino acids)
Biological process (GO): transmembrane transport; sodium ion transport; flagellated sperm motility
Cellular component (GO): CatSper complex; sperm principal piece; acrosomal vesicle
Molecular function (GO): calcium-activated cation channel activity; voltage-gated calcium channel activity
Source: RefSeq, a predicted model, not a curated record